UAAAUGACUGCAGCAAGAAAAUCCAGUGUGGGAGCGCACCGAGGCUGCCUCUGCCCGUCCCCGCUCUGCCUCCGUGUGUGACUGCUGGAGUGUGUCAGCGCGCCCGGCAGGGGCCAGUGUCGCCGCUCUCCUGCCAUGGAAGAAGCUCCACAUCAGUCCGACACGCAGCUCUGCGCGCCUUUCUAACACUCUCACACCUCUCCGAGCGGGACCAUCUCUGUCUCUCCGCUUUUUUUUUUUUUUAUUACCGGAACCGGUGCCCUAGCGGCGGGGGGAGCGGAUGCGGAGCGCAGCAGCGGUCGCCGGUGCGUCUCCAACUUGACCACCACCAGACAAUGGGAGUUGCUGAGCCGUGCUGCUGCAGCGCCAAGUACUACUACUACAACUACUCGCCCCUGGGAGACUUGUACGAGGAGAAGAGAGAGGAGGAGGUGAAGAAGAAGGAGAGGGAGAGGAAGAAGAGGAGGCAGAGCGGCUGUACCUGCGGACCUCCCUCUCUGAACAGCAGCAGCAGCAGCAGCAGCCCCGGGACUCCCGCAACAGUCGGAUCCAGAGCCGAGCUGGGAUGCAUGUGAGAGAAAACUGAAGCACUUUCUCGACGUGGGUCUGUUCUGUGAGUGGAUUUGGGGAAUAUAACGCACAGUUUUUUUGUUUGUUUUUUUGUUAUUGGGUUUUUUUUAUUCAGUCCUCUGGAGACAAAUUUUCUUCGCAAGGAAUAUGUCUUCUUUCCCCUUUAUGCGCCGUGGAUCUCUGACGGGACUCAAAGUGUAAUUGGGUGUAAUUGUGUGUCAAUUAACAGCAGCCUGUGAGCGGCUGAUCUCCCCCCUUCUCCUCACCUCCUUCUCUCCCUUCCCUACCUCCCCUCUUGUCCCCCCCAAAAAAUAAAUAAAUAAAUAAAUAAAUAAAAACCUGGACGCGCUUCCUCCCCGCAGCCCCCGCCGGUGCCUCUGUCCGUGGUCCUGAACGCAGUCUCGGGCUGGAUUUUCUGGAUAUUCUCCCCCCUCCUUCUCUCUCUCCCUCCCUUCCUUCCUCCCUCCCUUUACAUCCACGGUGACGGCGCUGGAGGCGUCGGAGCGGACACAAGCAUGAUUUCACGGGGAGCGAGGUCAUGAGCAUCCCGCGGCUCGGCACCGGCGACUCCGGGAUCUGAGAGAAAGUCCCUCCCCUCCUCCUCGGCGGAACAUUUUUUUUUUUUGGCUCACCUUGGAGGUCACAAACCACAACCGCGACCCCCCCCUCCCCUCUCAUCCUCUUCCUCCUCCUUUUCCACCACUGAAGGGAUUUUUUUCUUCUUCUGUGUGACCCCCCCCCCCACCCCUUCCUCCUUUCAGCAACACCUCCACGCCUCCCCCCCCCACCUCCAAACAAAAUGAGACUGGCCAAAAUGUGCCGACUAAACGCGCUGGGGAUCUAUCUGUGGGAAACGGUAGUGUUUUUCAGCUUGGCAGCAUCUAAAGAGGCUGCGGCAAGGAAAGCUGCCUCCCCGAUGCCCCCGUCCGAGUUUCUGGACAAACUCAUGGGCAAAGUUUCGGGUUACGAUGCCAGAAUCCGGCCGAAUUUUAAAGUGUACAACAAAGGUAAUUCCGCCCAUUGCUCAACUUAAAACAGAAAUAGGCUAUUUCAGGUGUUAGAUCCCAAACCCUACCCCUUCCUUCUUUUUUAACAUGACCCCGUCCCUGCACUUUUAACCCCAAUCAGAUGGCUAAACAUUACCCCACUGAGAUAUUUUAGGAUCUGUAGUUACCAUGAUGCUAGUUGGCUACAUUCCUUGGUAUCCACACAGUAUCCUGAGUGCUUGUUUUGGUGGUCAAGGUAAUGUGCCUCUCUCUCCCGCGAGCGUGCUGCUGAAUAUGAUUUCAUGAUGAUGAUGAUGAUAGAAUAUUUAGCGACCUCUCCCUGAAUGGAAGCCCCCAUAAAGACACAUGUCAGAGGUUUCUAUAUUAAACUUUCUCACAUUAGGAACACGGUCUGGACAUUAAUAUGACAUUAGAGAACUGGGGCAACCCUCCAUGCUCAUUAAAGCGUAUGAAUAAUACAACGAGUUAAAAAAGACCACAGUGAUUGGAGCGGACAGAAAUUUUAGCGCACCGAGAAACAAAACUGGAAUUGGUUUCACCUUCUGCUUCUCGGCAUAGAUGGAUGUUACCGAAUGAUGCCGUGAAAUGUUACAUUUGAGCCUUGUUGCAUGUUAAACGAUGCCAUAACUGAGGUUUACAGAGUGAAUGUGAGUCAUUUCUACUGUUGUAUAUUUAGUUUGUUAGGCAACUGUGUACAAAAUAUUAGCACCCUUGCAAUAUUCCACCUUCCUUUGUAUACAUCUUCCCUUAGAAUCCUGAGUAUAUCACCUGUUCUUGAAGUACCAAAGUCUACGUUGACUUCGGACUUAUUUUUAAUAGUCGAUAAUCAAAGGGUUUCUGUCAAAAACACUGUGACCUUUGAUGUUUUCACUUUGCAAUCUGGAGAGUAAAGCUCACCCCUUCUGUAUGUAUGUUAAUUUGCUCUGGAUAUGAACAUUGGUUCAGUCAGUAGGAAGAGAUACGAGUAUUUCACCUUCAAGUUUGAUCAAAAUCUGAGCAGCAGUAUCCGUAAGAUUACAUUUAAGUGUCCCCUGUAGAAGGAAUUCUGGAUGAAAUGUUGGUUUUAUAGGAACCUCAAAAGCAAAACAAAGAGUUUCAAAUGUUAUAAUUGUGACUUUUGGUUUUGCUAGUUUGAAUAACGCACUUUUACCUUUCGUAAGGAAUAUUUUCACACGCUGCUGCUCUGGUUUUGGCACAACCAAACGGAUGCCAGUGAUACUGAAUCGUCUCUGUGAACCUCGACCGUUGCCACUAGUAAAACCUGGAGGGACGAAGUACUGUACCUCUAUACUGAUUGAUCCAAGCACUGCCUGCAUCAUGUGAGGAUGUGAUGCCGUUUGCAUACUCGCCUGCAUCUGUCCUUCAUCUCUAAAGCAGAUUUAACGGGUGGAAUUAGUAGGUGUCCUAAUAUUUUGUACACUGAGCACACAGGUACACAGAAUGUGCACAAGUGAACUACAGCUUUGAUUUAUGAAUGCUGCCAUGAAGCUUUCUUUUCCUUUUUACUUCUUCUUUUAUUUCUUUUUUGCUGAGCCCAUAAUGGCGUAACCCAUUAUAUGGUGAUAUUUGUAGGUGGGAUAUCUUAGCUAAUGCAAGACAGAAUUGAGAGGGGCGACGUUUAUUCUUUUUUUUUUCCACUGUGACCGAGUGUGUAUUAUUAAACUUGCCGCGGCUGCAAAACAGCUGAAGCCGCUUGUCCCUCCUGACCUGCCGAGAAUCCGUUCAGGUAUUCGUGAGGAGUCAAUUUUGGACACUAUUUCAAUUUUUCACAUUUUAAUUUCCUCUCAGCUCUGGUUGGCAGCGGCCCGGUGUGAUUUACCGAGGCUAGUGCUGCAGUGACCUUUACAAAUCAGGAUUUAAACAGGCGGAUGUGGCAGUUAUUUGAAUUUAUAGCUUUAAUGUUUUUUUCGUUCUUCUAAUGUGAUGUCAUAAAAAAGUUAAAUGCAGAUGAAAGUGGUCUCUGGCAGCGUGCUAUACAUGCACUGAAUAAUAACAAACCCACAGCUGACGUCAGUGAGCUUUCGAGAAAUGCAGCAGGGAUGGAUUUACUUCAACAUUCUGACGUACAGCUCUUGUUUUGUUGUUGCCUAAAGGUGUCUUGAUGGAUGAUCUGUGAUAAAGAUGCGUAUUCAGGGGGACGAGCCUGUCUUUAUGUAAUCUGCUCAGCUAAUUGUGUCAGGGGCCGUUGUUAGCAGACACAGCCUGAUGUGGAUUUCCAGACUCUGUCAUGGCUGUCAGGUCGACAGAGUGGCAUAGCGUGAGCUCUCCGACUUGCUCAUUCAUGCAGUUUUUUUUCUCUUUGUGUGUGUCCCCUACCAGCUAACUACACCGCUGCAUUAAUUGCGUCCAUGAAAUAAACCGCUUGACAGCUCUGCUCCUUAAUAAACUCUGGGGGGAACAAAAAAGUCUAGUUGCACAACAGGGAAGCAAAAGGAGGAACAAAAGUUCGUAAAUGUUUCUUAGUCAACCACGAUAACAAUAAUUGUAGUAAUGAUACUGAAAAUAAUGGUUAGGUUUAAUUUAGUGUUGAAUAGGAAUCCAUUGUAAUUGCUGUGUGAUCAGAUCUGAUUUUACGUUGGAGUCACACAGACGCCUGUGGAUGCUGAAGCACCUGAAUAACCUAGUUUGGUGUGAUUGCAGGAGUAAGCUCUCAGAGAGCACAGACCUCCCCAUAUGGCAUCAUCAGAAAUACAACAUUAAUAACAAUGGAGUUGUAUGCAUUUACACUCACGUAACAACAGCAGUGACUGCAUUAAUUACUUUAUUUUAAAAACAAUCCACAACAUGGAGACAGGAUUUAAUGGUAAAUAAAACUGUAGGCAAGUGAGCUGUAAAACAGAGUCACAAUUUAUGAAGCUGCAAUUAAAUCCAGUUUAUUUGUCGUCUAAAUGACAGACAGUGUCACUUUAACAGACUGAUGAGGCAAAAAUGUGGCUUCAGUUUAUGACAUAGCUACCAAACCCAGAUGAUAACUAGACGAGCCCUCAGUAGAGGACAGAACCACGCCCUCUGCUAGCGAAAACCCUGUCCUCCCUAUACAACUGAUGCAAUAUGUAUCAAUUUUUAUCAUCGUACGUAUCUCCCUCCCUACUUGAUCUGCUGACCUGUAACUCCACAACUGAGCAGGGGACCUUAGACUGAUCUUCGGUGCCAAGUUUGAUUAUCCUGACUUCAGCGGUUGCAGAGAUAUCGGACCGGACAUAGCCACAUACAUACAUACAUACAUACAUACUUACUUACCCAGCCAGAUACCGCACCGAAUGCAAUAACCCCGCCGACGUACCCGUCGGGCGUGGUUAAUGAGCUCAUGUAACUUCUAUAAGCCACAACAGCAUGAUAAAGUGGAUAAAAUAUAUAGGAACAGAAUCAAAUAGAAUCUAGAAUUUAACAGCAUACAAAGGAUAAAUUAAUAACCAAAGUAAAGAAUAAAAUAUGAUGAUGAAAAAUUCUUCAUUAGAAACCAGUUUGAAGGUAGUUUUUUUUUAGAUUUUAACGAUGAAAUAGGAAGAGAAAAGUCCACAUUGUCAACUGCUUAUGUCUCUUUUCUGAUAGAGGUUUAAGGGGAAACUGUUUCUUGGACUGAGCAUUUCCAACUCUCUUCAUUCUAGCCUGACAAAGUUAAAACUCGAGUGCUAGCUCUGGGGUCAUCAGCGCAUUCGUUCACUCAGAAUCUGUUUUGUUCUCUGCUGUUCCUGGCUUUGUCAGAGUUGACACUAAAAAGUGAUCCAGGUUCCUGUUGUCACAGCUUAAACACACGGUUAAUAAUUUAGGUGAACCUUUUAAGCUGCAAAGAUCACUUUGUUGAAAUGUUAAUGUUGCUUGAACACAUUGUGUUUAAAUUAAACUGAAAUUAAUGUGUCAGCGGCGCUCCCCUAAUGAAUUUGGCUUGAUACCUUUUUAUUAACCACGAGUUCAAGAUUUCAAGGCCCUCCUCUUACAUGCCUGAGCAGAUUCUGGUUCAAGAGGAGAGUUAGAGGACCUGUAGUUUCAACAAAUAUAUCACAAAGAACAAAUUUUUUAAACCGUUAUCAACCUACAAAUUUACAACAUUUGAAAAUCCCUUUCAAAUAAUGUUGAAAAACUUGUUGGAAUCAGUUGCUUUUAUGAGGAAUCACCUUCAAAUGUAUUUGUUCCAGCAAUUAUGAGAUAAGUGGUACUUAAAAAUGCAUCUAAUUGUUAAGGAAAGGUUACUUCUUCUAACUGAGUGGAGUUCGGUGGUUGCAUUAGACAUAACUCUAAAAGCCUGAUGCAGUUCAGUUAACCCUUUACGCUUCAGUGCGUAGUAAGUGUACCAUCGGCGGUACACCUACUAAUUUGCAUAGGAAUUUCAAGAAUGUCCGACGGCUGCAAACCCGAUUAUACAAACACUAUACGCCGAUGGAAAGCUUAGAUUCUCAUGAAUCCGCCGGUAUAAACCACUUUCAGAUGUGAUUACCACAGCGGGUGAGAAAAACACAUUUGUCCGACAAAAACGAAUAUCCAUCCAUCCGUUCUCUAUACACGGCUUCAACGCACACAGCGCGACUCACAUUUCCGGGUUUAUUAUUACACACAGAAAAAAAGAUUCCACAAAAAACGGCCAUAAUCCAACCUUUUACAUCCAGACAACACAAGCCAGUAAACUAUUUUGUCCAAAACAUGUCCUGAAGUCGGUAUAAAAUCCACGAAUCGGUCAUUUUCAAGGAAAUGCACCUCGCGAUGUGCGUCCAAUAUUCCCUGUAUUUUUCAUCAUUUUUUUAUUUAAAAAUAGAAUAUUAGCGAUUUUUUUGUACUGAAAACGGCUGGAAUUGACUGAAGCUUAAAGGGUUAAUAGUUUUUUAUUGAGCUCAGUCAUUUGUUUUUAGAGUGCAGGUGGCAGAAGUGAGGAGGCACGAACGUUUAGAGGAUUCUGUUUCCACUGAGGUGUAGGAUCCAACAGAUUCUACAAAGUGGGCCAAAUGAAUGACUAGUAAACAUUAGUUACUGGAAGUAGCUCCAGUUCAAUGAGCACACAGUAAAUUGAACAAUGGAGGUGUGUUAUGUUAACAUACAUGUCUGUUUAUGAAUUUCAUAUGAUGCAAAAAGGUCAAAACUGAAAGCACAACCAGUGCUGUCCUUUGCAAGUUUGACUGAUCUGCAUCAAGAGCUGUAAGGCAAUUUUUCAAGACCUACCACGUAGAAGGCACUUUUUUUAUUCCUCAAAAAACGACCCUGAAAGAGGUUCUUGCAGUGAAACACAGUUCAGACACCCCAAGCUUCCAGAGUAGAAAAUGGAUUCAUGUCUCAGGGCGCUGUGACUUUCAGAACAAACAGUUGACAUCAAACUCUAAUUACAGACCUCAUCCAUUAUCUGCAGUCACUGUGGACAGUUUGGUGGCAUGAAAAGUUGUGCGUGUCAAACACCAACCUGCUAUUUUACCAACAUAAAAUGAAACGCAUGUAAUGCCUACAAUGCAAGACAUAAGUAAUCCUGUAAUAUCAUAUUGCUGCGGACAGCUGGAAAGCUUAAUUAAUGGAGCGUUAUGCUGUGAUGUAGAGUAGAGGAAACUGGAAAUCUUUAACUUCCUCUGAAAUGUUUAUGAGCCAAAGAGUCAGAAUGUGGCCCGAAUGCAGAAUGUUCCAACUACUAAAUGUUAAUAUCACUGUAGUUUCCCUAAAUGCGAGAUGAUUGCUCUUCCGCCUACACAGUUUACACCCUCAUCAGCACCAGCCCUGCUAAUUUCGCUGUGCAGCAACAGUAGAUGUCAGGCGGGGAGGAAGACGAGACGAGAUUUGCCCCAAAGCUACGAAUCUGGCAGCACGAGAGGAAAUUACACUGAUCAUGACCCGGGGGGUCCGAGCAAAAAGCUUCCGAUUGAUUUAGCAGGUUCCUCCUUUAGAGAGAAGAGAGCAAACUCUUGUGACACAUUCAGGACAAACCAUUUAUAAUCCAUGAGUUCAUCCUUUUCUUUCUGCUCUCUCAUUCUCGUAAUGGUGUUUUCUCGUUUCCUCCUUGAUUCAUUAAUCUUUCCGUCCUUCAUUCAUUGAUUCAUUCAUGAUUCUGUUCUCUGUUACUUUUCGUCAUCUUUCCUGUCCGUGUCUUCUCGUUUCUUUGUGUCUCUUCUUGUUUUGUAAUCAGUUUCAUUUCAUUCCCCUCAGUUGGGUCAUGAUGUGUUCCUGCCUUUUUCACCAUCCUAACUGUUUUCCCGUCGCAUGGAUGAAAGUCAGGGUCAUCGGUACAGAGAUCGCUGAAUGAAUCUUGAAUCUCCCAUUCCUUCUCCUCUAACCUCCCUCCUUUCCACGGGCUCCCUCUGUAUUCGAAUCUUGCUUACCAAUUGCACCGAUUCGUAAAAAGAAAUUGGACCCCCUUGACCUGACUGACCAGGUGGGCAGGCAGCAAUUGAGAGCUUGUCCAGUCCCUCAAACGGCGACGCCAAGCCUCUCUGAUCUGCUGCCCCUGGUAAUGAAUGUCCACAUGGCUCUGUGCAGAUAAAUGAGAGUGUGUGAGAGUGUGAGAGAGAUAGGGGCUUAGGAAGAGGAGCGGCGAGGCGGAGGUGUGUUUGUGCGAUUCCUCUUGUGUCCCGGUGUGUGUCUGUUGAUGAAUGGCAGCGACUACAGCUGCAACUCCCCUCUCCCUCUUUGCCACAACCUUGUCCUUCCUCAUCACUCAAGCCGAAUGGCGGCGAGGACGACGACCGUGAGUGAGCUUCUGGUUUCGAGCUCGGCCAAAACGUGCUGCUACUCCCCCCCACAAGGCAGGAAUCGGCCCCUGAAUGCGUCGCCAGCCUUACACUCAGUGUGCAUCGGUGUCUACUCCGGCAGGAUUUCAUCCUCGGCGCUCUUGAACAGACACAGUAGUUGCCUGAGCUGGAGUUGGCUUCUUUAGAUACAAUCCUUUUAUUUCACGCUGCUCCCACGGCUGGUUUGGCAAAGCUCCCUUCUUCUUGCUGCUCUUAAAUCCCUGCAAUGAUCAGUGUAAAAAAAAAAAGGGGAGAAAGGAAACUUCUGUUGAAAAUCCUCCACUGUGUCACUUUGCCUCUGAGUUUAAAUUUCGCCUGAACAAGUGGACAUGGUACAUAGUAGGGCGGUAUGUUUUCGUGCUCCUGAUCCUCCUCUCUUUCCACUUCCACACCUGCACUAAGCCACACUGCUCUAUGCUAAACUUGUGUUGUACAACUCCCUCGUCGUUCCUCCCUGCGCCUCCUCCUCUCCUUGCCGGGGUUGGACGUGUCGAGGUGGGACUGUAGUUAUUAGCUGUCAGAGCCUGACGUUCAUUUGGCGUUAUCAGCACUUGUUUAAUGGCUACUUAAUGGGAUUAAUGGGCAUAAGGUAAUGAGCGUGGGAUGAAGGAAUGGCUGUGGGGUCGAAGAAAUGGAUGGGAGAGGGGAAAAGGAAAAGGUGAUGGAAGGUAGGGAGGGAAGGGAGCGUUGCAAAUGGCUCACCGACUUUGGAGGGAUUUGCUUACGACAGGAGAUUGGAAAGAGCUGCAGAUGGCAAAAGUACAAUCCGGGGUCUCACAGUGCAAACACAGAAUAUGUUUCCACGAGUUUAGCGCCGGAAUUUUGAUGCUAACACAGUUCCCAGUGGGCUUCAGCAUUGCUCAGUUAUGUAUAACACUUGCAGCAGACUUGAAUAAGCAGCUUGGAGAUACAAACUGUAAUAUCUACUCCCUCUGCCUCCGCUUAUUUUUCAACUGUCUACGAGAAUGGAAAUGCAGAAAUCUGCCGGAGUGAGCGGACAUUCUCGCCCAGAGGAAGGUCUCAUGGCUGUUUUAGUAUUCUAGGUAAUGGCCCUAUCCUUUCCAAGCCAGGAAAUUUGGAUGAGGGCUAUAUUGCACGGAGCGAGGAAUUUUAAUGUCGUCACAGAGGUGACUCUCCCCUGAGUUAUGACAAAAAUAUUGAUCACGCUUCAGCGUCUCGCAGGAGGAGGGGGAACGGCAAGGGCAACGAAGAGAGGAAUAUUGAAUAGGGUAAUGGUAAAAGGCAGCCAAACGUAUGAGGGCACUCAAGACGGAGCGAAAGAGAGACUGAUGGAGGGGUAAGAGGGGGGAGAGGAGCAGACAAAUGAAAAGCACCGAGGAUGUUUGCACCGGUUCCACAGCCAAAAGUAGCCGUUUAAAUCUAUCCGUUAAGAGCUGGAAAAGUAAUGAUCAAGCUGAUAAUUAGAGUGGUGUCAAAUGAGCCGUGUUGUCAAAAUGAAUGAAUUCCAUUUCUCCUCAGCCACACGAUUUGCUAUAAAUACCUCCCAUCAUUAUUGUUUCGUCUUGAUCUAAAGAUAGCAAAAAGUUGGAAUCUCGUUAGCUUCAGGCAAAGCUAAUCUGGGACGUGUAAGAAGAAGACUUAUUACUCUGUCUUCCUCUGCAGUCCACUGGUCCAUGGCUAAUAAGGUUAUAAGGAGGGGAAUACUGCUUUAUAAAAGGCCAUUCAGUUCUCCCGUGGAAUCCCAUCACACCUCUAAUUACCAGCUUGAGGAAAAAAGGUUUAAACCCUCCGCAUCAGUCUAAAAGGCCUGAUGGAGAGGUUGACAUGUAAUUGUUUACUGCGGUAACACAAUCACGAAGCCGGUGAGCUGCUGUUUUCUGGCUUUACAUGGCAGAUGUGUGUAAUCGUUCAGCCUGAGAGUACAGAGAAAAACACUUUGGGAAAAUCCAUGUACUCAUUUACCCUAAAAUUCCUUUGUUAUAAAGCAAGAGUUUUUUUUGUUUUCGCACCUCCCCUACAAAGCCAGGAGAAUUGAUUCUGCACAGCACUAGUAAUUAGCUCGCGUUAUGAGAUCCCUGCUGCCAGCAAAGCAACGCUGGAAAACCAAAGCUGCUGUGGUUUUAAUGCCAGGAUCAGGUGCUCAGAUGUUCGACAGGCUGCCUGGCCGUGGGGCUAAGCCCGGGCUUAGCCCUGACUCAGAGAGAUUGUCGUGCGCAGAGGAGGAAGGAAAAAUUGCCUUUCGUGGAUUCAGGCAGAUUAUAGAGUUUAAGUCACCUGUCUACAACAGUUCAUGGUCACAACGAAUACUUUCCAUCUAUCUUAGGAGCCAUUUCCUUUUUGGGGGGGGGCUGACAAUGACAGAUUACAAUAUUGCUCCCAGACUUCUACUUGGCGUCGUCGCCAUCCCUCACGAUGGCAGUUGUCAAGUACAGCAAAGCAGGCUGGGCCCAGUCUACUCAGUUCAGCGCAGUUCGGAGGCAAAAUAGGACAUCAAUCAACGAACCGGUGCUAUUUUUCUGCACGUACUGCGGGGACUUUUUUUUUUUUUUUUGAGUAAUUGGAAGAGAAUGAAGCUGUUUGUUUUAAUGACAAACAUAAAUGUUGUGUGGUGACAUUUCUCGCUAAUUGAAGAGAAAUAAAUUUGCUGUCAUAAGCGCAGACGUAAUCAGGAUUUGCUUGAGAACCGUGUUUAAAGGUCAGAUUGAGCUGCACGCUGGUUGACCUUUACAUGAGGGAAUUUAUGGUAUAGAUGCUGGUGUUUUUAGUCUUUAACAGUGCGUGAGGAUGAAGUUCUUGUACGGGAUCACAGAGAAUGACAGGUGGGUUUGUGUUGUGUUGGUUGGUGGAGUAUCUGCUGAUCUAAGGACAGUAAAACUUUUGUCUUUGCUUCUUGUACUUCCUUAAACUUUUCGAGACGAAUCCAAUAAGCCACUGAUCUUCAGUGGCACGUCAGGCAAAGUCUUUUGUUAAAGAGUAACUUUCCUGGAGUGAACAGGGGGAAAGGCCUUGUCACUGUGGAACAAUGAAUCGUUCAGCCUUAACUUCCACUUCCUUGACAUUAGCGGGUUGGCAUUUUUCCACUAUAAAUCAGCCUCUCUGCAGACUGAAAGUCCUCUUUCUGUGCUAUAUGACUAGAAUGAUGUUGCCCAUUUGUAAGAGGUUGAAGCUUUACAUUUUUCUGAGGUGGAAGUUGAACCUUUUGUCAUUCAAAUGGGCUCCAUUUCAGCCAAAUGACUUCAAAUUAACAGCCAGUAGGAUUUCAUUCAGAUUUGGGAGAUCAUUAGCUGCUCUUUUAGGCUCCAAAGAAUCCAUUUUCUGUACUUUGUCAGGAGACUGGUUACUAGUUGUUGUGGAAUAUGCAACUCACCAUCAACCUGUUGCCCAAAAACAACAGAAAAAAAUGAUUCACUCUAAGGCCAAAUGUGGCAAAAAAAAAAAAAAAAAAUCACAAUGAAGCCAGUUUGACAUGUAGUCUUUGCACUUUUCCCCCACCCUCCUCCUCUUCCUCCUCUUUCUCUCUGGCCUCUUGCAUCUCCUGUAGUGCAUUUUGCUAGUUUUACUUCAGCUCCUCUUGACAGAACUGCAUUGCAACCCUCCUCCUCUUCAUCUCAGUGCAUCGCCUCUCCUCUCCUGCCCGCUGCAGUAUGGCAGUAGAUUGUUUCUCUACAGACUCGUGCAUCCCUCCUUCCUGCUAUUGCCUUCACAGUAUGUUGCCCCCCUUCCUCCCUGCCCCUCCUAAGUCUCCCCCACUGCCACACACUCACCCCUCGCUGAGUGUUGGCAGCAGUGCGACACCUUAGAUAAUCGAGCCUUGCUGUCUUGUUCGCUCCUUGAUAGACAAAGCGGUUGUUUUCCUUAACGAGGACAAACAACGUAUAGUUGGUAACGUGUUGUUAGUAUAUGCUGUGUUUAAUUCUGAUCUUUUUUUUAUUAGACCCCAAAGGCUCCAAAAAUGAAGCUACUCACAAGAAAGGUCCGCCUGUAAACGUAACCUGCAACAUUUUUAUCAACAGUUUUGGGUCCAUCGCUGAAACAACAAUGGACUACAGAGUGAACAUCUUCUUGAGACAGCAGUGGAACGACCCUCGGCUGGCCUACAGCGAGUACCCCGACGACUCGCUGGACCUCGACCCCUCUAUGCUGGACUCCAUCUGGAAACCUGACUUGUUCUUCGCCAAUGAGAAGGGGGCCAACUUCCACGAGGUCACCACCGACAACAAGCUGCUGCGCAUCUCUAAAAACGGCAACGUGCUCUACAGCAUACGAAUAACACUGGUCCUGGCCUGUCCCAUGGAUCUGAAGAACUUCCCGAUGGACGUCCAGACGUGCAUCAUGCAGCUGGAGAGCUUCGGCUACACCAUGAACGACCUCAUAUUCGAGUGGGAUGAGAAGGGAGCCGUGCAGGUGGCCGACGGCCUGACGCUACCUCAGUUCAUCCUUAAAGAGGAGAAGGACCUGCGCUACUGCACCAAACACUACAACACAGGUAAAUUCACCUGUAUCGAGGCUCGUUUCCACCUGGAGCGUCAGAUGGGUUACUACCUGAUCCAGAUGUACAUCCCCUCGCUGCUCAUCGUCAUCCUGUCCUGGGUUUCCUUCUGGAUCAACAUGGACGCUGCGCCUGCCCGGGUGGGCCUGGGCAUCACCACUGUGCUGACCAUGACCACACAGAGCUCCGGUUCCAGAGCCUCCCUGCCCAAGGUGUCCUACGUAAAAGCCAUCGAUAUCUGGAUGGCCGUAUGCCUGCUGUUCGUGUUCUCGGCUCUGCUGGAGUACGCCGCCGUCAACUUCAUCGCCCGCCAACACAAGGAGCUGCUGCGCUUCAGACGGAGGCGACGGCACAUGAAGCCUGAGUCUUGGCCUGUGUUGCAGGAGGAUGAGACGGGCGAGGGGCGUUUCAGCUUCCCCGGCUACGGCAUGGGCCCCACCUGCCUGCAGGCCAAGGACGGCAUGGCCAUCAAGGGCAACAACAACAACGCCCCGGCCUCGGCCGCGCCCGAGAAGAGCAUCGAGGAGAUGAAGAAGCUGUUCAUCAGUCGGGCCAAGCGCAUCGACACGGUGUCCCGCGUGGCCUUCCCGCUCGUCUUCCUCAUUUUUAACAUUUUCUACUGGAUCACGUACAAGAUCAUCCGCAGCGAGGACAUCCACAAGCAGUAGAGACGGAGGAGGAGGAGGAGGAGGAGGGCAAGAACGGUGCGAAGAGGAGAACGCAGAGAAAGAAAACGGAGAGAGAUGACUUCAAUUGGAGAUAUCAUUGGCCCUUUUUGUCCACCAUGCCUCCUGCCCUCAUCUUCUUUCUUCACCCUCUUCCUCUUUCGGUCGAGGACAAGUCGCUUUCCGUGGCGGUCAACCUGAGCCCUACUAGAUAUUAUUUAAGAUAUUCAUCGCUUUGUUUUCCCUUUAUUCUUCUUUCCCGCCCCGAAUCCCGCUCCCUCUUCCCGUCUCUUCACACCUCCUGAAUAAUCCGGACCAGUGCAAUAGCAAUGCAGUAAAAUGCAUGAUAUAUGAAUGUGGCAAUAUAUUAAAGAAAAGAUGAUAAAUGAAAAAGUAAAACACAGACUUUUUGCAGGCGUGCCCGACAAACUGUUGUGGGAGUGGACGGACUGGAGCAACAGAAGACGACGAGAGCGUCUUGUAAAAGAUCUUGUAUUUGAUUUUAGUUUUUGUGUGGAGACAGAUAUAUAAUUCUAUAUGAAAAAGUGAUGUUGGGACGGGGUGGGGGAGGUGCAAGAGGCAUACAGCAGUGUAAUAUACUCAUAUAUCUAUCAGAAUUGGGGAGGGGGGGGAUGUGAACUUUCCAAAGGUGGGCAUCUGGAAACGAGGGAUUUUUUUCACCAAAAAAAUGAGGAAGGAAGGAAGGUGGAUCAGUGCUUCCAUGGAAUAAAGCGAUGCAAGGAUCACGCAUUCUAUAUAUCUAGAUUUGCUUCAAACGUGUAUUGCAAGCACUCGUCAAAGCUUUCCCUUCCUCCCGCUGCCGACACCACGAAACCUUGAACUGCAGAGACACCUGUUGCUGUCAAUCACUCAACUGGACAAAAAAAAAGAAAACAAAAAAAAAAAUGAAUUAAAAAACAAAACAAAACAACAACAACACUGGACAAACAGUGCUGAAGAUCAUGAGACAGAAUAUCUCAUUUAUCUGUGCUCCUCUACCUGUCCUCGAUUUAUUUCAUGUCGCAUUUGUUGUUUUCUUGUUUCGAUCGACUUACGUGCCAACCGAACUCGUCGCUUGUGGCCGUGCGGCGCUCUGCAGCUCCGAGCUUUUCGUCCAGAGGAAGGGAGGGGGGCGGUUUAAUGUCAGUCAACGGCGUCUCCUCACGUGCUUCUUCUGAAUAUGUUUUUUUAAUUUAUUGUUAUUAUUUAUCGACUGGAGAAAGAGCCGGACAGAGUGAUAGGCAGAUCCUCGUUUGUUGCUUUCCCCCGUUGUGUUGGACUGACACUGAAACAUCGACAUGUUUACAUCUUAUUGUGCUUCCUUGCUUUGGCCCCGCCUUAAUGUGACACCCAGCAGCCCACCCAUCCCCGAAACAAAGCUCCAGCUGAGAGGACAAGUGUUGUAAAUGAUCAAAACACCUGCUGUACCUUAAUUAACUGUGUCUCCAUCUCACUCACAUGUCGUAGCUGCGAACUUCAUGGAGCGACAUCGCCGCCCGCAGACCAGCAGGAUUCAUUUGGUCGUAGCCAUGUUGAUCAUUCAGUAUUUGACUCCUAAUUAAGCAGAUUUUAUUUUUUUGUAUGCCAGGCUUCUCUAUGCAACGAGCAGUAUAUGCAAUUAUGAGUUUUUCUUUGCUCCUCCAUCUCAAACAGGCCACUUUUUCAUGCUUUUCAUGCUUAUCUGUAAAAGCAGAGAUGAUAAAUCUGCCCAGGCACUUUUGCCCACUGCAUGUAUGGAAAAAAAAUUAAAAAGAGAGUAUUUUAGUAGAAAUCUGCAGGACGCAGAUUGAACCAAACUGAGCCAGACAGAAAGUGGAGAGGAAGGAGGCAAAUCCAGCCGGAUGCAAGUGUUUUUCUUUUAAUGGUUGUUUCAUGUUUUUCCUACGUCAUCUCCUCUUGUCUGCUAACUCAGAAAAUCCCAAAGUGCUUCUUUAUUUCACAGAUGAUAGGAAUUUACAGAGAGAUUACGAUAUGUAGCGAAGAAAAAAUACAAUUUAAGAUUUCUUGUGUUGUUAUUGGCGCCCCCGUUCAUUCGAAAGGUUUACAGCGUCACAGAGUUCAAAAGAAAUUUGAAAAGAUUAGCAUCACAGAGUGAGAACUGGGAGGUGAUUAGCCUAGCUUAGCAUUACUGGCCAAUACAAGUGUGAAUAUGUGUUUGUAUUUUAGUUUGAGCACUGGCUAAACAAAGGGGAGUAGUGCUAAUGGUUGAGUUUUGGGUUGGGACAAUGUGUCUUUAUGCUAAGCUAAGCUAAUGACCUUCUGAUUUCGGCUCUCUAACUCUCAGAACAAAAGUUUAGGAAAUCAUGAAUAUUAUUUUUUUAAUAUAGAGUGAUCAAUUAGCCCAUCCCAAAGUGCUUGUUUACUUCACAAACGAGAGAAAUUUCCAAAUUUCCAGUUUUGUUGUGAAGAAAAAGUAAAAUUUAAGAUUAACUAUGCUGUUGGUAUUGGUGCCCCUGUUCAUUUGAAAAGUUUCCAGAUCACAGAGUUCAAUAUUGUGGUUAAUUCCUCCUCAAAGAAACUUGAAAAGAUCACUUUAAUGCAUUGGGUACAGAGCUACAAUGGGAGGUGAUUAGCCUAGCUUAGCAUUACUGGUCAAGAAAAGUGUGAAUAUGUGUUUGUAGUUUUAGCUUGUGCACUGACUAAAGAAAAUGGAAAUAGCAUGUAAAUUAGUGCUAAUGGUUGAGUUUUGGGUUGGUACAACGCGUGUUUAUGCUAAGCUAAGCUAAUGACCUUCUGUUUUUGGCUCUCUAACUCUCAGAAAAGAACACGUUUCCCAAAUUAUGAUUAUAAUUUCUUUAAUAUAGAGUGAUCAGUGAACCAUCAUUUUAUUUUGAGCAAGAACAAAGAGGAGAAACAUGGUUCAAUGUAUGUUAAACAUAAAUCAUGAAAAAAACAUUUCACUACAUUUUCCCAACUGGGUUUUGAAGCAAAAUCAAAGAUGUUUUUUUUUUGUUUUGUUUUUUUGUCGUGUUUGACGUGGUUGCCUUUUGCUGCUGAGGAUGUAACGUCACAUUCACUUGUGUUCACUAAACUGCCAGAUGCAGUUUUGGUUUUGUCAGAAUCAUUUCUUAAAUACAAAUGUUAUAAUAUGUACGAAAUCUUUUCGUAUGGAAAAUUUGUGCAAUCUCCCUCUACAUCCUUGUAUUCCUCAACCCUUUCUACCUACAGGUAAAACACAUUUAGUCCGUAUGCGUUUUUGAAACACUCAGACUUUUUUUGUUUGGUUGAGAAGAUGAUCAUUCUUAGUGUGUGUCAACAUGUGUGUAUAUUGUUUUAGUCCAUCGAUCGUGAACUAAAAAUUACCUUUCGUGACUUUACUUUAUUUCGGAGUGUGAAAGACUGAUUCGAAGGGCUAUGCCACAAACAUAUGUUCUUCUGUUCACAUUCCAGCGUGUUUGGACAAGUGGAAGCGCCAUAAAAUACGAUUUUGCCCCAAAAACUAUGCAUUUCAUUCAGCGAAUCAUCCCCAAAUACAGUGACGUGAAUCUCUUCAAGGCCAUGAUCACCUAGGAUGCUUAUUUUUCCCCUGUCUUUUAAUGACAGCUGAAGUUUGCAGGUGGCAUUUAGAAUGUGAAACAAGGAUGAAGCAAAAACUAGCAAAGUAAGAUGUUUUAUUUUCCAAGAGAUUCUUCCCAGAACUCAACUCUUACACUUCAAUGUAGCAAAACAUGAGAGAAAUCAGCGCAGAAGUUAGCAAAAUGCUAUUUAGCUGAACCAGAAAUCCUCUUGUUUUUGCAAAAAGGUAAUGCUAAAAUGAGCUUAGUGGUAAUAUUGACUGUUUUGAUCACAUAAGUAGCUCCAAUGUAGCAAACUGUGAGUAAAUCGGACAUCAUGCUUAGCUGGAAACAAACAGACGUGAUGUUUAGCUUGCCUGACAGAAGCUGGAUUGGAUGGCAAUGGGCUGCCAGUGUAGCCGUGAGGCAAAGCUCUCUUUACUGGUCGACCUGCAUCUGCAUGAUCUGCACGAGGCUCCUAAUCCGGUGUCCUCUCUGGAAGGAAGUCUGCUCAGGACUCGCCAUGGAGAUGAUAUCUCCCGGCUGGCCUGGGGGUUUUCCCAGGAGCCAAGCUGGAGGGAUGUCUGAGCAGCUCUGCUCUUCUUUUUGCCACCGUAAUUAGACCACGUGGUUGAAGAAGAUGAUUGGAUGAUGGUAAUUUCCCAUCCAUUUGGCAUUUCUUUGUUGGAUUAAACUACAGUCUUUCUUUGAUGCAACUCUCCCUGAUCUUCAGUUGUCCCAAAAACCAGCUCAGAGAUUAUGCUUUAACACUUUCAGUCUAAUUUCUUUCCAUGCUUUGCUAAAGACCAGGCCGUUAUAUUUACAGUAUGUAACACGUCAACCCCACAAAGAAGCUUCUCGUACAGUCUUUGUUGAAAAAAAUGUACCUCUUAGGGUUUUAGAGCAUCGUAAAGCCCAACCUUUUUGUACCAAAGGGCAGCUUGUGAAGCAGUCUCCGUCAAUUUCAUUGCAAACGCCUGAUCAAAAAGGCUCCUGACUAAAUAAUGAGCAGAGACUGAGAUAACUGUGGAAUUACAAAUGACUAACAGUGCCAUCUAGAGAUCCUGUGACCAAACAGUAGAAAGCUAACAUGAAACCCUUCAAAGUGGGGGCAUUUAAUUCAUUCCUCUUCAAUGAGGACAAACUGGAGGGUUGAUGUUAUGACUUAGCUCAUUAGAGAAAAGAAAGGUGUUUGUGGUAAAUUAGUCAUUUAUUAACAAAGGAAUGAUGGUGUUAGGAAAAAACUAAAUGAUUGAAGGACUUGUGAUUCUUCUAGAGUCUUUGUGAAAAAAGUACCUCUUAGGGUUUGAGAGCAUCAUAAAACCCAACCUUUUUGAACCAAAGGGCAGCUUGUGAAGCAGUCUCCAUCAAUUUCAUUGCAAACGUGUGAUUAAAAUGUCUCCUGACUAAAUAAUGAGCGGACACUGAGUUAACCAUGGAAUUGCAAAUGACAAACAGUGCCAUCUAAAGAUCCUGUGAGAUGUCGGAGUGACAUAAAUGAUGUAAACCAGCUCUGACUGUCUCCAUUUGCCUCCUCUCUGAUCACGGCCGAAACCCGAGUGGGGAAACCUCCUCAGCAGGCUCAGUCUAAUUAGGAUGACUCAGUUUUUUUUUUUACCUCGCGUGCCAUAAACUUCCGCAACGAGCCUAUUUGCCAAAAGCAGUCGUCCGUUUCCUCGAGCGUACAUACAUAUCUUCUCGUGCCAUAUGGGGGUUGAAUAUGCAACUAAGAAAACGAGAACCUACAAGCAUAUCAUGCAUUUAUUCAACCACCAUGAUUUCCAUGAUUCAUGACCCCUGUCCUCAGGCGUGGGUGUUGUGUGUAUCAUAGCCAUGUUAGAGCUCCGUCAUUGGCCUCACAUCAUUGUAUUAAUCAUUGUUCUACUCUGUGGGUCUGGGGAAGGGAGGGCUUCAUAACAUGAGAUAGAUACUGGGUUUAUAUUGCAUUACGGUGCGAUGCGAUGCAAACGGACUGAACACCGAACAAGAGGGAUGCGUUUUUGGAAGUUUCUAAAUCCUUAGGUUCUGAACUGGAUUUUAAAGUAGCAUGGUUUGAUUUGUUGAUGAUUAAUGAUUCUCUUGGUUUUUUGGGGGUUUUGUUUGAUUCCCUUGUAUUUUAUUGUAUGUAUUGUACAAUCCGACGCCCUGAGGGAGAAGGAAAAAUACAGUGACUCCUGAAUUGCUGUGAACUAAAGGAAACAUUGUUAUUUAUUAUUAUUAUUAUUCUGAUUCUUGAUUUAUUUAUUUUCUUUGCACAAGUUGGAAUGGCCUUAAUUUUGCUUUUACUUGCUUCUAUUGUGUAUUGGCACAAAGUGCACCUGUUUAAUUUGCAGAACUUACGAUGCUCAUUGCGACGCUUAUAAUCUGAGAGUGCACAUCAAAGCAGGAUGAAAAAAAAUACUACAAGAAAAGUUCAGCAAAUCCUUUUUAUUUUUCAUUAAUCUGAGAAACAAUAUUUUGCAUGAAUAUAAAUACAAUGGCAGAUAUUUUGGCUUGUACAAAAAAUGUGAAGCAAUUUGAAGAGAAAAAAAAGAAUGUACCGUUUCUGCUGUAUCUGUAUAUAUCUAAAUAUUUAUUGAAAUAUGUCAUACUACUAAUUCUAUUAACGAUUAAAGGUUUUCUGAACAAAAAUCUCUUUACCUGUUUUUGAACAUUGUCAAGGUUGUUGGAGUUGGAUCUUAAGCUUUCUGUUACUCGACUCAAGGAUCUGUGUAAUCAUUGAAGAAAAAGUAUUAAAAAUUGCAAAUAAA
Molecule: messenger RNA, 19634 nt
Organism: Acanthochromis polyacanthus (spiny chromis)
Lineage: Eukaryota; Metazoa; Chordata; Actinopteri; Pomacentridae
Gene: glra1
Product: glycine receptor, alpha 1
Exons: 10
Coding region: 12137-13393 (418 amino acids)
Biological process (GO): chloride transmembrane transport; chemical synaptic transmission; regulation of membrane potential
Cellular component (GO): synapse; plasma membrane; postsynaptic membrane
Molecular function (GO): glycine binding; transmitter-gated monoatomic ion channel activity; transmembrane signaling receptor activity
Source: RefSeq, a predicted model, not a curated record